AAAAAAAGGGAAGCAUCGCAUCUCGCAUUGUCUUCUUCAGCAAAGAACAAAGAACCGAUUCAUCAGUUAUAGUGGUCAAUAAAGUUGUAAUCUUUCCCUCACCUCUCGCUACGCCCUCUGCUAAACAUUUCUAGUGUUUCUACAUUUCUGGUGGUCUUCGAUCUCCUAUCCAUGGAAGGAGCUGGAGUUGCAGAAGAAGAAAAUGUCUAUUCGGUUUGGGCAUUACCACCUGAAGACGUGACCCAGAGGUUGAAGGCAGUAAUGAAGGAUUUGGGAUCGGAAUUCAGAGGUCCCGAGUUCGAGCCACAUAUCACCGUCGUCGGAGCUAUUGGCCUCACCAAAUCCGAUGCCCUUCAAAAGUUCAAUUCCGCCUGCGAAGGUCUGAAAUCGUAUACAGCUCAAGUUGAUUCGGUGGCUACGGGUACUUUCUUCUAUCAAUGCGUCUUCCUUCUCCUCCACACCACUCCUGAGGUGAUGUCAACUGGCGAGCACUGCACUACCCACUUCGGAUACAAGAGUUCAUCCCCUUAUAUGCCACAUUUGAGCCUCCUUUAUGGGGAUUUAACUGAUGAGGAGAAGAAGAAAGCACAAGAGAAAGCUAAACUCCUUGAUGAGAACAUAAGCAGCCUGAGCUUCCAGAUCGCUCGACUUGCCUUGUACAAAACAGAUACUGAAGACAAAUCCCUCAAAUCCUGGGAGAAGGUGGCUGAAUACAGUCUUGUUUAGCCACUUCUUCUGUUAACUAUAUAUGAAAAUUAGGGUUCUAAUAUCUUCUUUUGUCAAAUCUUUCUGUUCUUGUCCUCAGUCAUUCAAAGUUUUGACCGUUAUAAAUAUUUCUUAUGGUGAAUAUUGAUGCUGGUCUUUAGUUUCUGAA
Messenger RNA from Macadamia integrifolia, 874 nucleotides. RefSeq names its product cyclic phosphodiesterase-like. Bases 172 to 726 code for a protein of 184 amino acids. The transcript has 3 exons. Gene Ontology annotation, biological process: cyclic nucleotide metabolic process. Gene Ontology annotation, molecular function: 2',3'-cyclic-nucleotide 3'-phosphodiesterase activity. NCBI's taxonomy places the organism in Eukaryota, Viridiplantae, Streptophyta, Magnoliopsida, Proteales, Proteaceae. The record is from RefSeq and is a predicted model, not a curated record.